GCGGGGCGGCGCGGCCCUGGUGACACGUCCCGGCACCGCCCGCCGCCGCGCUCCCGCCGCCAUUUUGUGCGAGUCGCGGCCGGGGCCGAGAGGGUUUGGGAGCCGCGGGGAGGGAGCUGGGCUCUUUCCUGCGCCGCCAUGCCUUCCUCGCCGCUCCGCGUGGCCGUGGUGUGCUCCAGCAACCAGAACCGUAGCAUGGAGGCGCACAACAUCCUCAGCAAACGAGGAUUCAGCGUCCGAUCCUUUGGAACAGGGACUCAUGUGAAACUGCCAGGACCAGCACCGGACAAGCCGAAUGUUUAUGAUUUCAAAACAACAUAUGAUCAGAUGUACAAUGAUCUGCUUAGGAAAGACAAAGAACUAUACACACAGAAUGGGAUUUUACACAUGUUGGACAGAAAUAAGAGAAUCAAGCCACGACCAGAAAGAUUCCAGAACUGCAAAGAUGUUUUUGAUUUGAUCCUAACGUGUGAAGAAAGAGUCUAUGAUCAAGUAGUAGAAGAUUUAAAUUCCAGAGAGCAGGAGACAUGUCAGCCCGUACAUGUGAUCAAUGUGGACAUUCAGGAUAACCAUGAGGAGGCAACGCUGGGUGCAUUCCUUAUCUGUGAGCUCUGCCAGUGUAUACAGCACACAGAAGACAUGGAAAAUGAAAUAGAUGAGCUGUUACAGGAAUUUGAAGAGAAAAGUGGAAGGACUUUUCUUCAUACUGUCUGCUUUUAUUAAAGCACAUCUGUCUCUUAGGCCUUAAUAGAGAUGAGGAAAGCAUGUGUUUCAAGUUCUGACUAUACUGUAUUUUCCUGGAAAAUGACUAUUGUUCUUUUUUUGGUUUAAAAGCUCCUUUUCAGUGUCUUUUUGUUUUGUUUCAGGUAUUCUGUCACAGGGAGGCAGAGAUACUGGUUGGCAUUGUACAUAUGAGAUGAUUAAAAGUAUACGCAAAGGCCACCUAUUUAAAAAUGCAAAUCAAGUUUUUCUUUAAAUCCUACUUUAGUUGUUACAAAGUAGGGUUUUAAUUAUAAAGAGAAUGUUUCAUGAAUAUUAAGUUUAUAAUGGAUUUUUCCAGCCUACAAAUUUAUUUUAUUUCAGUUGUGCUUUUUCUGUUUUUUAUUUGAAUGUGACAGAAUGGCUGAAUUACGUGAGGAUCUGAAUGGAACGAUAUAAAAAUGAGUAUCUGUAUAUUAUUAAAGUUGGAAGCAUCCAAUAAAAGUGAAAACCCUGGAA
This is a messenger RNA of Pezoporus occidentalis (night parrot), 1218 nucleotides long. RefSeq names its product SSU72 homolog, RNA polymerase II CTD phosphatase (gene SSU72). Gene Ontology annotation, biological process: termination of RNA polymerase II transcription. NCBI's taxonomy places the organism in Eukaryota, Metazoa, Chordata, Aves, Psittaciformes, Psittacidae. Gene Ontology annotation, cellular component: mRNA cleavage and polyadenylation specificity factor complex; nucleus. The transcript has 5 exons. Bases 139 to 723 code for a protein of 194 amino acids. The record is from RefSeq and is a predicted model, not a curated record. Gene Ontology annotation, molecular function: RNA polymerase II CTD heptapeptide repeat phosphatase activity.